Cornus florida is the source of this 474-nucleotide messenger RNA. RefSeq lists its product as uncharacterized. The transcript has a single exon. The record is from RefSeq and is a predicted model, not a curated record. The coding region runs from base 1 to 474 and encodes 157 amino acids. NCBI's taxonomy places the organism in Eukaryota, Viridiplantae, Streptophyta, Magnoliopsida, Cornales, Cornaceae.
AUGAUCCAUGGCCGCCCGGAAGAGGACGAACAAAAAGAGAAUUCCUAUAUGAUUCAACUCAAGCAAGCGCAUAAACUACGAAGGGUCGGUGAAAUUAAUGCAGUCGAAUACAGGCUAGGCUUCGCACAAAUUUCCUUCUAUGAAGGAGACCUUAACAGAGUACAACAUCCACAUGAAGAUCCACUUAUGAUCAGCCUAAUAGCAGCGAACUACUUAGUCAGGCGCGUACUCAUUGACCUUAGCAGUAGUGCCAAUAUCAUAACGAAAUGGACAUUCGACCAACUGAAGCUGGCCCUAGAUCAAGUCUGCCCCUCUGGAAACCCCUUGGUAGGGUUUGAUGGAAGAAAGGUUGAACCUAUUGGCGUGAUCACAUUGUCGGUCACUGCGGCCAAAAGAAAUUUGAAGGAAAAUUUUGUGAUUGUGGACAUCCACCCGACCUACAACUUGCUAAUGGGUCGAGGAUGGAUCCAUUGA